AUGGCAAUUGUUGUCCCUAUCCCUUCCUCAAUCACAGCUACAAAUGCAAACACGGCUGCAGCUGGUUUGUCUUAUGAAUCAACCGUCAGUAAAAUAACCACGAGAGUUAUAUUUGGAGUGUAUGGAGCUUGUGUAGAAGCAUCCGGUUUGACUGGCGGCUACGUAUGCGCGUCGAGUGCUGGUACUGCUUAUUCUACUUCAGCCGGCGGUGUAAUAACAUCAUUUAUGUUGUUUUCCGCCGGAAUUUAUACUCGUAGUCAUCAAAUUGUAUAUAAAAAAGCGACAUGGGCCGUCGCAUUAUUCAGUUCUUUUAUCAUUAUGUUAGCAAUGGCAGGACAAAUUGACCAUUUUUUAAGACUCAAAAGGCUGCUUACUCUUUUUGGUGGUGUUGAUGGUACUACUGUGAGUCUUGGUGCCGGUGGAUUUAUUCUUGUGUUUAUAUCUUUCAUAACCUCAGUCUUGGCAGCUUACGCAUUUUACGUUGGAGAACAACGAGGGGAAAAUGACGCCAAUGGUUCCAACUAUAAUAACUUUAACAACUAUAACGGAAAUAUGAGCACGGGAAUGGCCAAUCAGCAACCCCAUUAUCCUCAAUCUUAUUCCACUCCACAAGCGUCCCAACCUUAUUCAAAUCCUCAAUCUUAUCCAAAUCCCCAAUCUUAUCCAAACAAUCAAUCUUAUCCGCCUCAACCUUAUUCAAAUCCCCAACCUCAUCCAAACAAUCAAUAUUAA
Messenger RNA from Entrophospora candida, 732 nucleotides. Lineage: Eukaryota; Fungi; Glomeromycota; Glomeromycetes; Entrophosporales; Entrophosporaceae. The record is from the annotation of a GenBank genome assembly.